This is a messenger RNA of Rhododendron vialii, 2336 nucleotides long. Its product is annotated as DEAD-box ATP-dependent RNA helicase 53, mitochondrial-like. The coding region runs from base 134 to 2089 and encodes 651 amino acids. The record is from RefSeq and is a predicted model, not a curated record. The transcript has 8 exons. Lineage: Eukaryota; Viridiplantae; Streptophyta; Magnoliopsida; Ericales; Ericaceae. Gene Ontology annotation, molecular function: RNA helicase activity; ATP binding; nucleic acid binding.
CGUUUUAACUGCUGCUGCUGCAACCUCCUCCGCUCCCUUUCACUAAACCCUACCAGAAACUCUCUCUCUCUCUCUCUCUCUCUCUCUCUCUCUCUAACUAAAACCCACCACAAAGUCGAACAAGAAGAAAGAGAUGACGAGUGGUCUCGUCCUUCUGAGAAAAUCAGCUUCGACUCGAUCAACGAUUGCCGCCGUAACAUUCUCCCUCGAAUCUCUCCUUCACCAUCACAUUCGCCCCCGCUCUCAUUUCUCGCCCCCCGAACCUGACCUCGCUCUCUCCGCAAAUGCACUCUCCGGCAGCGGUCGUAUCGUCCAGAACUCCGCGUCGAUCGGGCGGUGCCUCGGCGGCGGCUUCGGAGGAGCGUUGAGCGGAAGGAGCUUUCACGCCGGGCCCGCCUUCAAUUUUAGGGCUUCGGUCCCGGCGUCGCGGCCCGAGUUCGCUGUGGAUGAUUUCGCGGCGGACGAGGACAAGUCCAGAGGCCACGGGACUGGUACUAGUGAUGAUGGUCUGGAGAUAUCUAAGCUUGGGAUCUCCGAGCAUAUCGUUUCCGCUUUGGCCAAGAAGGGAAUCACUAAGCUCUUCCCAAUUCAGAAAGCUGUGCUGGAACCAGCAAUGCAAGGACGUGACAUGGUAGGUCGCGCUAGGACAGGAACAGGGAAGACCCUUGCUUUUGGCAUUCCCAUCAUGGAUAAGAUCAUUCGGUUCAAUGAAAAGCAUGGAUGUGGAAGAAAUCCUUUGGCGUUACUUUUGGCCCCAACUAGAGAGCUUGCUCGCCAAGUUGACAAGGAAUUUUAUGAGUCUGCUCCCAAGUUGGAUUCACUAUGUGUCUAUGGCGGCGUGCCCAUCUCACAGCAAAUGAGUAAGCUUGACCAUGGCGUUGAUGUGGUUGUUGGCACCCCUGGACGGGUUAUAGAUCUGAUCAAGAGAGGUGCUUUGAAUUUAUCGGAAAUUCAGUUUCUUGUUCUUGAUGAAGCUGAUCAGAUGCUUAAUGUCGGCUUUGCGGACGACGUCGAGACUAUUUUAGAGUAUCUGCCAAAGAAACGUCAGAGCAUGAUGUUCUCAGCAACAAUGCCAAGUUGGAUUAGGAAACUUACCCAAAAGUACCUAAAAGAUCCAUUAACAAUUGAUCUUGUAGGGGAUUCUGAUCAGAAGCUGCCAGAUGGAAUUUCUCUAUAUGCAAUUGUGUCUGAGAUGUUUGAGAAAUCAUCAAUCAUUGGACCUCUGAUAACGGAACAUGCAAAAGGAGGUAAAUGCAUUGUUUUCACACAGACAAAGCGUGAUGCUGACAGAUUAGCAUAUUCUAUGCAAAGAAGUUUCAAAUGUGAAGCUUUGCAUGGCGAUAUUUCACAAAAUCAGAGGGAGAGAACUCUUUCAGGAUUUCGAGAUGGUCGCUUCAAUGUUUUAGUGGCCACUGACGUUGCUGCUCGCGGCCUUGAUGUACCAAAUGUUGAUCUGAUUAUACACUAUGAACUUCCAAGCACUUCGGAGAUCUUUGUUCAUCGAUCUGGCAGAACAGGACGCGCUGGCAAGAAGGGAAACGCGAUUCUCAUUUACUCAUCAAAUCAAGUAAGGGAUGUGAGGUUGAUCGAGCGGGAUGUUGGAUGUAAAUUCAUAGAGCUUCCAAGGAUUUCUGUUGAGGGUGGACCCAGCAACAUGUUCGGUGACAUGGGUUCAAGCCGUUUCAGCUCUUAUGGAGGUAAUGGCAGGAGUCGAUUUAGUGAUUCAGGUUUUGGUCGUUCUGGUGGCGGCUAUGGUGGUCACUCAUCUGGUCGUGGUGGUGGUUUUGGUGAACCUGGCUCCAAUCGUUCAGGUUAUGGUGCAUCUGGUUCUGGUCGAUCGGGUGGUGGGUAUGGCGGACUUGACUCAAGCCGCUCAAGCAAUUCUGGUGGUUAUGGGUCUGGCCGUUCCAGUAGAUUUGGGAACCUUGGUGGCUCUGAUCGGUCAAGUGGUGGUGGGGACUUUGGCUCAGGUCGUUCUGGUCUAUUUGGUGAUGUUCACUCAACCAGAGACAGUCGUGACUUUAGUGAUACUCGUUCUAGUCGUGGUGGCUUUGGUGAUGACAAUACUUGGAGGAAAAAGUCGUUCUAACUUUAUGGCGAGAAAUGAGAACUACAGAGGUCUGCGUCGAGGAUUGAAGCAGGCAAUUAGGAAUCUGGUAGUUGGAGAGUGUGGUGGGGUUGUGUGCUCUACUUCAGACUCUGCUGCUUAUAUUUUUUUUGUACUCAUUAUGAGAGCGUGUAUAUAGAUUGUCUCCUGCUUAGUAUUAGAUACAGUAAGAAGUAUCCUAUAUGUAAUUUAUGUCACAUCAAUGGAAAAUAGAUCGUCUUUUGCUGUC